GUGCCAUCACGUGGCCCCGGUAGCCUCGCUCCCUCCGCGCUCCGCCAUGGCUGCGGCGGCUGCCGCCGGUCCGCUGCUCCUCUGCCUGCUCGGCCUGGUGCUGCCCGGGGGCAGCGCGCUGCACACCAAGGGCUCCGUCCCCCUGGACGCCAUCACCUUCUACAAGGUAGUUCCAAAGCAUAAGUUCGUCCUUGUGAAGUUUGAUACACAAUAUCCAUAUGGAGAGAAACAAGAUGAGUUUAAAAAGCUGGCAGAGAGCUCAGGCUCCAGUGAGGAUCUUCUAGUGGCUGAAGUGGGGAUAUCAGAUUAUGGCGAUAAACUGAACACUGAGCUGGGAGAAAAGUACAAGCUGGAUAAGGAGAAAUUCCCUGUUUUUUACUUAUUCCAAGAUGGUGACUUUGACAAUCCUUUACCUUACAGUGGCCAAAUCAAGGCUGGGGCUAUUCAGCGCUGGCUAAAGAGUAGUGGCAUCUAUCUGGGGAUGCCAGGCUGCCUGAAAGAGUAUGACAUGCUGGCCAGCAAGUUUGUGAGCACCACUGAGAAAUCAGAACGCCAGUCCCUCCUGAAAAGGGGGCAAGAGAGUCUAGGAAAAACAAAAGAAAUGGAGAAGAAGUCAGCUGAGCAAUACUUGAAAAUUAUGAGCAAGAUACUGGAGCAGGGAGAAGAGUUUGCUGCUAACGAAGUCGUCCGAAUCACAAAAUUGAUUGAGAAGAACAAAAUGAGUGAUGGAAAAAAGGAGGAGCUCCAGAAAAGCCUCAAUAUCCUUGCUUCUUUCCUGAAGAAGAAUAGUGAAAAAGAUGAGCUCUAAUAUGUUGGAGAACUUUGUACAAGCUGUGAAAAACACUGUCAAGAGUCCUAACCAGUUCUCCUAAUAUAAGCAAACUUCCCAUUGACUUCGAGAGAGCAGCAGAUUUCCUUCUGGUAUUCUCAAAGACCAAGAGGAAGAUAUUCCUUAAAAACACACUAUUCUAAAUGUUGGAAAAAUCACCUUAAAGCAAGAUGCCAGUAUUGUGUAAUACCGUUCAAUAACAGUGUUAAAGUAGACCAAAAAAAAAAAAGCACUGAAUUGGCCUGAAGCACAUUCCUGGUGGUUUUUACAGCUGUUCCCUGGCAAAGAAUAAAAUUCAGCCUCACGUUCAAUCUUACAUGUUGUAAAAGGUACAGAUUGGGUGCCCCCUGCACCCCUACCUUUCCCUGGUUUUAGACCCCUUGGGUUUUAUGCUCUUCAAUCUCCCCUCCUGCUACCUUUCCCAAAAGGGCUCAUCUGAGUCUUGUUCUCCUUACCUGUUGUUGACAAAGAAACCUGGAGUUUCCUUUUCCUGCCUUCUCCUUCAGUGGUUCCUGUCUCUGGCUUGGGCAUCAGCCAAAUGCUGGCAGAAUUAUUAAGACAGGUCCUCUGCUUAUCAGAACUUGGCCCUCAUCUUCUGGCCAGAGCAGCCAUUUCAGCAUAUUUUCUCCUGAAAUCAUUUGUAGGUACCCUGACAGCGAGUGGUUUGAGCUUUGAGCAAGGGCAGAGUCUCCUUGAGGUGCUAUUACACUUAGACUUGCCUGUUGAUGAGGUAAAUUAGGGUGAGUUUUCUUAUGGCUGAAGAGCACAUGCCAUGCCUGUGUGAUUACACACCUGAGCUUCGUUUCCCAGGUUCAAAAUGAGGGUGAGACCAGUUAGAAUGUCUGAAAGCCUCAAGCCAUAGUUAACAAAGUAUUUUCUCCGGCUUUGUCUUCAGAAGCAACUGGCAUCAUCAAACUAAAGCUUCAACAGCAGUUAGUAGUUUAAAAUAUUUGAAAAUUAAGUCUUGAAACAGGAAACAAAAGCACUUGUGUCCUUAUGAGCCCCAUCUAUGGCUGUUUAAAUGGAGAUACCUGGCGCAGGGGUCAGUCCUGGGAACUUGGUCUCGCAGGUGCUGUUCCUGCUGUGUGGAAUUCAGACGGUGCCUGGAAGAUGCUGUGCUCCUGAUCGAGGCUGUAGAGUUGGAACGACAAACACCUGAGCAUUUUACCUUAAGACUAUGGUUUAAGCUGAGCAAAACUGAUUUCUGUGGGAGCUUUGCUGCCUUUUGAAUCCGGGGGUGGGUACAAGGAGCAGAUACUGCUGCAAGAUAAAAAUGUAUUAAUAAUGCUAAAAUAAAAAAACAAAUGGUUCCAGUUGA
Messenger RNA from Apus apus (common swift), 2147 nucleotides. RefSeq names its product endoplasmic reticulum protein 29 (gene ERP29). The record is from RefSeq and is a predicted model, not a curated record. Lineage: Eukaryota; Metazoa; Chordata; Aves; Apodiformes; Apodidae. The coding region runs from base 47 to 808 and encodes 253 amino acids. Gene Ontology annotation, cellular component: endoplasmic reticulum; endoplasmic reticulum lumen. Gene Ontology annotation, biological process: protein secretion. The transcript is spliced from 3 exons.